UCUUUGACCUAUUACUCGAAUUCGUCGAAUCUUUGUAAUGCCGGACUCGUCCCAUCCCUACCAAUUACAAGCAACCUGGCUUGUGAUAGAGCCACUUCAUAUUGCUGCCGAGUUGACACAAUUAUACCAGAUUCUAAAGCAAAUUGUUUGGGAGUUAAAAAGGAACGCAAUUUAUGUGUCGGUAAAAAUAUGAAUACUCUUAGUCGGGAUGUGCAACAUUGUAUCGGUGGGCAAUAGAACCAGCUCGGUGACCGUACGUUUGAACCCACGUACAUUUGAAUCCAUGAGUAUAUCCGCGGGCUCAAUCUUUUUAAUCUAAAACCCAUCUAAGGCACAACAUGUGGAGAGUAAGAUAAAAAAAAAACACAACGUGUAUCAUAGAAUGCAACUUGUGUAACAUAAAUAACACUGCAGGUAUGGCACUAUGGUGAGUUCCGAUAUUAAACUGUUGAAGGCUAAGCGGAUAUGAUGCCGCCUCUCAUCGUUUGGGAUUUGUUUACAUAAGCCGCAUCUGAAGCAAACCAAUAACUAACUUGAUUGAGUUCAGAAAUUGCUGCUUUCUGCAAAUAGCAAAGCGUUACAGUUUAUCGAAAUGGCGUUAAAGGGGAUAUCUGUACUGGAGUUGUCUGGUCUUGCACCAGUUCCAUUUGCUGGGAUGGUUUUAGCAGAUUUUGGUGCAAAAGUUACCCGAGUCGACCGUACGAAAGGUCACCGAGAUGAUAGAAUGGGAAGAGGCAAAAGAUCAAUUGCUGUAGAUUUGAAAAAACCUGAAGGAAUCGAAGUUGUCAAAAGAUUGUCAACUAAAUCUGAUGUCAUAAUUGAGCCCUUCAGACCAGGUGUUAUGGAAAAACUUGGUUUAGGACCAAACAUUUUAAUGAAAUCAAAUCCAAGAUUAAUUUAUGCAAGAAUAAGUGGUUUUGGACAAUCUGGUCCGUGGAAAAUGAUGGCUGGUCACGAUAUCAACUACAUUGCCACAUCAGGUAUAUUGUCAUAUCUAUGCAGAGAUGGGGAGAGACCACACCCACCCAUAAAUUUAGUUGCCGAUUUCGCUGGUGGUGGAUUGACCUGUGCAUUUGGUAUUGUUGCUGCUCUGUUAGAACGUGAAAAAUCAGGACUGGGACAGGUUGUUGAUGUUAGCAUGACUGAAGGGUCAGCUUAUGUCAGUACUUUUGCAUAUGUCAUGAAGUCGAUGAUGUUUUUCAAUAAACCUGGCAACAAUCUUCUAGACACAGGAGCACCAUUUUAUGAUUGUUACACAACAAAAGAUGGAAGACAUGUUGCUAUCGGAGCUCUCGAACCGCAGUUUUAUGAAAAGUUGAUUGAAGGUUUAGGUUUGAAUUCAGAUGAUUUGCCUAGUCAACUAGACAUUGAAAAAUGGCCAGAACUUAGGAAAUCUAUUUCUGAAAAAGUAUCGAGUUAUACUAUGGAAGAACUGAAUAAGAUUUUUGAAGGUUCUGAUGCCUGCCUCACUCCUGUGUUGACACCCGAAGAAGCUGCUCAGCAUCCUCAUAAUAGGGCAAAUGGUUCAUUUUUCAAAACUAACGACGGACAGGAUCUUCCUACACCUGCUCCUAGGUUAUCCAGAACUCCAGCUCAAGCUGACACCAAUCCUGGCUCGGACGCAGGUCAACACACGAGGGAGGUAUUGAGUGAAUACGGAUUUACGAAAGAAGAAAUCGAGACAUUAGAAAGGAAAAAUGUUGUCAAUGAGAGGAGCAGUAAAUUAUAAUUUUGUUUGUGAAAUUAACUUGUCAUGGUAAUGACAAAAAUGAGACGUGGACUGGGUCUUGCACUCGGAGGAAAUUCGGGUUGUAAAAAAAUUCUAGUUCCGAUCUCCAAGAAUUUGAUGAAGAAUAUUUUGCUGUAUGCGAGCCUUCUUUUAUAGGCUAUAAAGAACGCCUGGUAAUAUUAAUGCUUUUUGGGUUUGACCUUUUUUUCACCAUUGUUAGUCUGCAAUUUUGGCUCUCGACUCCGAGGAUGCAAAGAGUCAAACUAAGGUUAUAUUAAUUAGAAAGUCCAGCUACGUCUCAUUUUUUGCCAUUUUCAAGACUCUUAACCUUAAUAAUUCUUUGUUGAAUAUUUUAAUAGUGCAUUAUUUUGUUUAUAAUACUUCAAUGAAUCCUAUGCAUUGUUAUAGAUAAUUAUUUUUAAAAUUGAUUCAGUGUUUCUGUUGGUACCUACAAUGGCAGAUUUAAUAAUUAUUUUUGCUGAAUAAUA
This is a messenger RNA of Styela clava, 2217 nucleotides long. NCBI's taxonomy places the organism in Eukaryota, Metazoa, Chordata, Ascidiacea, Stolidobranchia, Styelidae. The record is from RefSeq and is a predicted model, not a curated record.